Closterium sp. Naga37s-1 is the source of this 1320-nucleotide messenger RNA. Lineage: Eukaryota; Viridiplantae; Streptophyta; Zygnematophyceae; Desmidiales; Closteriaceae. The record is from the annotation of a GenBank genome assembly.
AUGAUCCGCGAUUUAGAGCUCUCACGCGCGGACCGCGAGAUGCUGCACGUGCUGCGCCGCUUCCGCUGGCAGCGCGAGGAGCUGGCGCUGCAGGUGCCGCGGAGGGAGAGGAAAGUGGCGUUCAUGUUCCUCACUAAGGGAGCCGUGCCUCUCGCUCCGCUCUGGGAGCGGUUCUUCAAGGUACGUGGUGUUGAGUCGAGGCAGGCUCGAGACAGAGUAACGCCAGGGUUGCUCUCUUAUGCCACCUCCCCCACGUGCCACCUCCCCCACGUGCCACCUCCCCCACGUGCCACCUCCCCCACGUGCCACCUCCCCCACGUGCUACCUCCCCCACGUGCUACCUCCCCCACGUGCUACCUCCCCCACAUGCCACCUCCCCCGCAUGCCACCUCCCCCAGAUGCCACUUCCUCCACAUGCCACUUCCUCCACAUGCCACUUCCUCCACAUGCCACUUCCCCCACAUACCACCUCCUCCAAAUGCCACCUCCCCACCACAUACCACCUCCCCCACAUGCCACCUGCAGGGUCACGAGGGGCGGUACUCCAUCUACGUGCAUGCCUCCCCUGACUACACCUUCCCCAAAAACGCCUCCACUCUCUUCAGCAACAACACCAUCCGCAGUGGGGUGGGGGCUGCCCACCAUGGUGGAUGCAGAGAGGCGCCUCAUGGGUCAGCUCAAACCCCCCCCUCCUCUACUUGCUCUCCCCUCCUUCCUUACUGCCUCCCCCAGGUGGGGUGGGGGCUGCCCACCAUGGUGGAUGCAGAGAGGCGCCUCAUGGCUGCUGCACUUGCCGAUCCCGCCAACCACCGCUUCGUGCUGCUCUCAGAAUCCUGCAUACCCGUGAAGAGCUUCAACUACAUCUGGGACUACCUGAUGGGCACUCGCUACAGCUUCGUCUCCAGCUUCUUCAUUGACCGUCCCGUGUGCUCUGGCCGUUACGACAAGCACAUGCAGCCCAAGAUCACGCUCAGCCAGUGGCGCAAGGGGUCGCAGUGGUUUGCAGCCACGAGGAGGCAUGUGAACAUCAUCAUCGAUGACGACACCAUUCAUGCGCUCUUCCAAAAGUACUGCCGGGGCGACAAGUGGCAUCACCACUGUUACGCGGACGAGCACUACAUUCCAACCCUUCUCAAUAUAAAGGAGCCUGGUCGCGUGGCCAACCGCACCAUAACCUAUGUGGACUUCCCUCCCCUGCAGCAGCACCCCACGUCCUUCCUUCCGCCCAACAUCACAGAGGACCUCUUUCAGAACAUCACGGAGCCCCUGGAUUACAGUCUCAUCAAUGUGGUUGAGCAUCGAGAAAAGACUCCUCAGAGU